AUGCCGUACCUCUCCGCCCGCGAGCAGCUCUUCUCCUCUUCCACCUCCUCCACGUCGCCACAUCAGAGCCGUCCGAGCCAACGCGUGAUCAACGUGCCGAUCAGUGCUCCGUGGUAUUCCCGCGAGCCGAUCGUCAACCGGGAACCGCCGUCGACGUCGUCGCAGAGUCCCGUUCCACGCCUGCCGAAUGCGGUCAAAUACUCUCCCAAUCCGUAUCGGGUAUCCUUUUAUUUGUCCUUUCUCUCUCUCUCUCUCUUUCUCUUUUUGUCGGCGUUUUCAGCCGUGGGAACAAUUGUGUGGCAUGCGAACAUGCAGUGAUUCAGAGCAUGAAUUCUAUAGUGUCGGGGAACGGACCGAGUUCAAUCCGUUCAGUUCUCCGACACUUCACAAAAUGCAAUAAUAUCAAAGAAAUAAAAUUUAUUUUCAGAUUUCGUUCGACGAGUUCUCAGUGCCUCACCCGUCCCAAAUGCGCGAUCAUCUCCGCUUCAACAUCGACCUCUCCCACGAUUUGCCGCUCUCAAUUUCCCGUCGCUAG
Molecule: messenger RNA, 535 nt
Organism: Caenorhabditis sp. 36 PRJEB53466
Lineage: Eukaryota; Metazoa; Nematoda; Chromadorea; Rhabditida; Rhabditidae
Source: the annotation of a GenBank genome assembly